AUGUCGCUAGUGCAACGCAGCAGCGGCAGGGUGGCUGUUCUCAUCACCACAUUCGCAGCAGUCUCGCUGCUCUCGUGCCAUCCUUGCGGCGCUGGACAGUGGUACGGCACUGCCAGCUACUACACUCCCCCUUAUGAACCGUCAGCGUGCUACGGGUUCGAGAAGCAGAGCGGGAUGUUCGCGGCAGCGAGCGAGACGUACCUGUGGGAAGGCGGCAGCGCCUGCGGGAAGUCCUACAGGGUGAGAUGCAUGAGCGGGACGAACGACGGGGUCGACGUGCCUUGCAAGGAUGGCCAGACCGUGACGGUGAGGAUCGUCGACAUGUGCCCGGCCAACAGCUGCAAAGCGACCAUCGAUCUGUCGAACGAAGCUUUCGACCAGAUCGCCGACCCCAAGGAAGGCAUCAUCAACAUCUAUUUUGAAGAGUACGUACAAAACUAA
Linum tenue is the source of this 441-nucleotide messenger RNA. Lineage: Eukaryota; Viridiplantae; Streptophyta; Magnoliopsida; Malpighiales; Linaceae. The record is from the annotation of a GenBank genome assembly.